Sodiomyces alkalinus F11 is the source of this 3553-nucleotide messenger RNA. RefSeq lists its product as hypothetical. Gene Ontology annotation, biological process: mitotic cell cycle checkpoint signaling; ubiquitin-dependent protein catabolic process; protein ubiquitination. The transcript is spliced from 2 exons. The record is from RefSeq and is a predicted model, not a curated record. Gene Ontology annotation, cellular component: nucleus. Gene Ontology annotation, molecular function: protein binding; ubiquitin-protein transferase activity. NCBI's taxonomy places the organism in Eukaryota, Fungi, Ascomycota, Sordariomycetes, Glomerellales, Plectosphaerellaceae. Bases 290 to 3343 code for a protein of 1017 amino acids.
CCCGCCACACCGGCACCAACUGAUAACUGGGCGUCGGCUAUUGGAGGAUGCCGUAUUCCCCUUUGCACUGGUGACCGUCUGAUGGAUGAUCAUGGAAUGUCGCGCAUUCGUUUACCCUUCUGUGGUUCCCUCCCGCCUCAAUCUUAUGCCAUUUUCUAGAGGCAUUUGUUCUAUCAACUGAAUAUUCUUCGUUCAUUUAUUACUUAUUUAUUACUUUUAUUUUGAGGAUAUAGGGUCCAAACAAAUCUUUUGGUUCGCGCAAAGUGGACGGUCCUGUACUCUAUAUGACAUGGAUACUUUGAGACCGACCAUGGAUCUCGAAAAGGAGUUGACCUGCUCUAUUUGCACGGAACUCCUCUUUCAACCUCUAACGCUGCUCGACUGCCUCCACACCUACUGCGGUGCGUGUCUGAAAGACUGGUUCGCAUUCCAAGAAAUCCAAGCCCAACACGACGCCGGUACUCCUACGUUCACAUGCCCCUCAUGCCGCGCCCUCGUUCGGGACACCAGGCACAAUGCUACUGUGACGACUCUGUUGGACAUGUUUGUCUCUGCAAACCCGGAGAAAGAUCGACCAUCGGCUGAAAAGGAGGAGCUCAUGGCCAGAUACAAGCGCGGCGACCAAAUUUUGCCCAGACACCCAGGCUCUAAUGUGACACCAGAGACCAGGCGCUUCGAAGAGGAAGACCGGAUGCUGGUCGACUCGGUGCGCGAGAUGAGCCUGAGGGAAGCGCAAGGCAGCGCCCCGCUCUCAUCUCCCGCACCGAGACGCCGGAGGCGCAGCGACAGCAGGUCGAGCGAGGGACGUGAGAGAGGGAGUCGUGAUCCGAGCGGGGAAAGUGCCCGAAGCCAGCGUCAUGACGGGGCGAGUGGCGUGAGUAGACGCCAUGGUGAGGACACCCGCUACCACGGUGAUCAGCUGCAUCCACAGCCAACCCAGACAGGAGAUCAUCGACGGCGGAGACGAAGCGAGUCCAGGAGACGACGGGAUAACAUGUCGGACGCGCGUCACCGGCAGAUCGAGCACCAGUCGUCCUUGCGCUCCCUCAUCAGUUCGGAUGACCUUAAUGAGCGAGACAUCGAACGGGAGAUCGAGGAGUUUGCGAGGCAGAUCCAGGAAGAAGGAUUACUCGACGGGUUGGACCUAGACAACAUUGACCUUAGCAGGAACGACGACUUGAGUCGCAAGAUCACCGAGGCCUAUCGCAGGAGGCAACGCGAGCGAGAGCGAGAACGGCCGAGGGCUACAGAGUCGAACAGGAGGAAUGAUAACAGCAACGCAAGUCGGAACAAUAACACCACAUCACGUCUCACUACUGAGCCAGUCCAGGAGGCGGUACGCCCCGUAGCAUCAGGCGCGACCGCGUCAGCAGGAGAAGCCGAUACAUCGUCGCCACCGGUACUGGGACCAGCACCAGCACCAGCACCAGCACCAGCACCGGCAUCUGCCUCCUUAUUGUCUGAGAACGGACGUCCACACGACAGGCGCAGUCCACACGCCCGGUCAGUAAGUGCCACUAAUAUUACGGAGGAAAGCAGCCGACCACCAUCUGCACUCAGUGCAGCUCACCCAGACAUGCGGACUGGCCGACGACGAGGAAGGAGCUCGAGUGGCGGUCGGCCCUCGGCCAUACCCGUCCCCGGUACGCAGUCAGAUCUGAGUUUGGCCACUCGCCCACGGACCGACUUGGACCCUCGGACGCAGAGUCAAGAUAGCCUUCCUGCUCCCCGGGCAGCAUCCAGUGAUGGACGAAGCUGCUCCAGUACAACUCCGAUGGCUAUCACCCUCACCGCGCCGUCCACCACGUCCACCCCCACGUCGCGCGAUCAGUCGUUUGCCAGCCGGCUCCCGGAUCCCACGAGCCUGGUCUCGGCCAACUUUGCGCCAGCGCCGGGCCCUCUGAACCGUGCCAAUCGACCGGUUGACCUGACCGUUCUCAGCCAGGCUACGUCGAUGCCAGUGUCGUCCGGGAAUCCGGCGUCGGCGUCGGCGUCGGCCAGCCAGCAGCGCGCUCGCACACAGCUCUACCCCGAGCCGUCGAUCACCUGUUCGCGUUGUUCGAAACAGCAUAUCGAGUAUGAAGUCCAUUACAACUGCUUCACCUGCGCCAGCGGGAACUGGAACCUGUGUCUGGACUGCUACCGAGCCGGCAAAGGGUGUCUACACUGGUUUGGCCACGGCUACGGCGCCUAUGCCAAGUGGGACAAGGCUCGCCAGGCUGCUGGCCGCGAGGAUCUGCCCCGGCCGCACGUGCUCACGGCCAACCGCUAUCUGCCUCUCAAGAGCACGCCCGGCGGUGCCGAUGGCCGGCGAACCCUGACCACGGAUGAUCCUGUCAAGCGGCUCGAGAGCGGCUACUUCUGCACGCGCUGCCUGGCGUGGGCCAACGAGUGUUACUGGCGGUGCAACCUGUGUAAUCAGGGCGACUGGGGUUUCUGCAACGAUUGCGUCAACCAAGGCAACUCGUGCACCCACCCCUUGCUCCCGCUCAUGUACGAGCCACCUGCAUCACACACCCCGCCACCCAGCCCACGAUCCCGGCCGCCACCACAGGCCGCCAGCGUCCUGACGGGACCCAACGUCUGGAGCGUCGGGCCGUUCAAGCCGCUCACGUUCACGACGCGCUGCGACGUCUGCCAGGAACCGAUUCGGCCGAGGGACGCGCGCUUUCACUGCUUCCACUGCGCGAGCUCGAUCGAGCCCGACACCAACCCCGGGGACUAUGACGUCUGCAAAGGGUGUUACGGCGCCCUUGUCGCGCGCGGCCAGGUCAGCGAGGAGAAUGGGAUGGCCGGGUGGCGCAGGUGUCCCCAACGAGGGCAUCGCAUGGUCGUGGUGGAGUUCCGGGACGGACCUGGAGGGCAGUUCCGCCACGUAGUGGCUGAUGUCGUGGGCGGGCGCAGACUAGCAGUUGCGCCCGCGGACACUGAAGGGCUGCAGAAGUGGUCCUGGUUCGAGGGCGACAGGAAGGUAGAGAGACUGGUGACCUUGGAUGUGGCUGCUUCGACGCCCAAGCCAACCAACUCCAACGCCGCGGCCAACACCAAUGCCGGGCCAGACAGCGACAGGGCAGGCGACGAUCCUACAGCGGCGGCGUUGUCGGUAGAGAUGUUCCCGCCGGAUGGAGGUACGGGCAUGUCGGCUAUGGCAACAUGGUCCUGGUAUCCCAAAGCCGACGACGAGCUACUGUUUCCUAAGGGGGCAGAAGUGAGAGAGGUUGAGGAUGUGAACGGAGAAUGGUUCUUUGGCGUAUAUAUGGGGGCAAAGGGACUCUUUCCUAGCCCGUAUGUUCAGCUUUUGGACGGGACAGCGGGGACAGCGGGGACACAGAGCGCAGCAUGAUAAAUCAUAGUGCCGCUGAUAGACGGCUCAAGGGUCUGAGCGUUGGCUGAUGAAGUUAUGAUGGAACUUACCGAGCGCGAACACAAGCACAUGAUGAAUCUAAGAUGGACAAGAAGCGGCGUUUAAUGGAUAUAAUGAGUAGAGAUUAUAUACUUGACUGCCCAAAGUAAGGUAGCUUAGGUAGCUGACACAGCAAUCAUGGUCUUCUAG